AUGAACGCAGGAGGAGUUUCGAUCCCGGUAACCGAUUUCCUCCCUGUGCUUCCAAUUAACAUGAUCCACCGCCUCGCUUCCCAUCUGUACAUUACACGUAUACAUCUCCACUUUUUUCCUUCCUUUCUCUUUAAUCCAUCGUCUGCAACUCACAACCAUUCUCCAGGCAUCAACCCUCUUUCGCCUCUGUAUCUCCAAGGUUCCUUCCCAGUCGUCAUCGCUAUGACUUCCAGUCGCAAUGGUGGUUGCAGGUAUGAUAUGCAAGAGGUAAGUUUUUUAUUUAUUGGAGAAGAGCAUGUCAAAAGAAUAGAGGCUGGAUACAGCAUCAUUGGAUUUGUUCAUGAGUUUAGAACUCCACCCAAAUAUCUUCUUGGACAACAUCCAUAUUGUACUGUUCAUUUUGAUGCUUUCCAUGUUGUUCUUAAUUAUACCACUGUCUACAUCAGCUUACUAAAAGGUGGUGUUCAUACCAUGAAGAAACCAAGAUUUAAAGAUCCACAAGCUAAUUACAAGUUGGAGAUGAUAAACAGUAUAAGACCAAAGAGAUCAGGUUCGUAUUCAGAUUCAGACCAAGUGAAGCUGAGAGACCAGUUGAGGCCUUAA
Messenger RNA from Lactuca virosa, 603 nucleotides. The record is from the annotation of a GenBank genome assembly. NCBI's taxonomy places the organism in Eukaryota, Viridiplantae, Streptophyta, Magnoliopsida, Asterales, Asteraceae.